AUGAGUUACCAGGUGGGUGUUGCUACCCCACACCAUUACAUUUCCUCUCGGCAAAAACCAAGGCAAGAUGCAGAACAGGCUUCGGUUUUGCAGUCUGUGGAGACGGGGAUUUUCAAUUUAAGAACUGCUAUUUUGGCUUUUGAUAGCCUUGUUAAUUACCUUGGUACUCUUAAAGAUACCGUUGAAUUACGUGACAAAUUGCAUAAGACAAGGCUUGAUAUUGAGCAGCUGGUCAAAGAGUCUUCAGCUAAACUAAGGGAAUCAAGAGAAACUGAUCAAGUUGCAGAACCCUUAAAGAAAUAUGUCGAUGACAAGCUUGCAGUAGAUUUUCAAGCAACUCUUGAAGGCUCCCAUAAGGUUCAAAGGCUUGCAGCUGGGAGGGAGACAGUAGUUUCAACUGCUGUCCCCGAAGAAGUUCUUCCUUCCAGUUACGAUGUCUAUGAGCUGGAGAGAAAUCCAUCCAAAAGUCUUGCACAUCAACAGCUUCUGGUUACAAAAAAAGUAGCCAAGAAUCGAGAGGAAGAAGCUGAGAAACGGGCUAAAGCCGCAGCUCACAGGGCUAAGUCUGGCCUUAAGAAGGUGAAUCGUGUGGAGAUUUUGGUGCCGGAGGUGACGGAAGCGGAGCUACAUAAACAGAGAGAGGAGCAACAGGCGCCGACGUUGAAGAAAGUGGAGAAGGAGAAGCAUAGUAUGACUGCGGCGGAGGAAGAGUCUGAGAGGAUGCUGUUGGUGACAAAAAAGAAUAGGGAUGAUUCCUUGGUUAAAACAAGGAACGUGGAAGAGACAUCUGCACAGAGUUCUGAGGCGGUUAACCAAUCACCCAAUCGCCACAGUUUUAAUUAUUGGUGGAAGAAAGACUAUCCAAAAAUCAGUAAUGGAUAUGGAUCUGGUUGCUUUACGUUAUACAUUGAGAACUUACCAGAGAAGAACCAUUGGAAGAGAUUUGGAUCUUUAUUUUGUCCAUUCGGUCAGAUUAUGGAUGCUUUCAUUCCAACCAAAAUAAAUUCGAAGGGGUUUCGUUUCGGAUUUAUUCGCUUUGCAACAAUUGGAGAAGCCAGGAAAGCGAUCUCAAUGAUGAAUGGAGCUCGCAUUGAUGGUAGAAAAAUUGGAGUCUCUUUUGCUAAAUUCAACCCAAGACAUUCUUUUUGGAGAAAGUCUUCGUCAGUUGUUCAUCUAAAGCCUGAGAGGGAAGAUGUUACAAGAAAUAAUCUCUAUUCAGUAGACGUGUUGUUGACGAAACUAAACUUCAAGUUUUGGAUAACUGCCUAA
Hibiscus syriacus is the source of this 1269-nucleotide messenger RNA. RefSeq lists its product as uncharacterized. Gene Ontology annotation, biological process: vesicle-mediated transport. Gene Ontology annotation, molecular function: mRNA binding. The record is from RefSeq and is a predicted model, not a curated record. The transcript has 2 exons. The coding region runs from base 1 to 1269 and encodes 422 amino acids. NCBI's taxonomy places the organism in Eukaryota, Viridiplantae, Streptophyta, Magnoliopsida, Malvales, Malvaceae. Gene Ontology annotation, cellular component: chloroplast; cytoplasm; nucleus.